Molecule: messenger RNA, 957 nt
Organism: Cercopithifilaria johnstoni
Lineage: Eukaryota; Metazoa; Nematoda; Chromadorea; Rhabditida; Onchocercidae
Source: the annotation of a GenBank genome assembly
AUGUUGGAUGGAAGUGAAGAUGAUGAUGUUUAUGAGGAUGAUGGUGCAACAGCAAUUUUGGUACCACCAACUUAUCGUGUUACUGUACAAAUUGAAUAUGAAGAAGGAGAACCGUUUGGAAUUGAAUUUGGUAAGAAUUUAACAAUAUUAGAUGUGAAAAAAGAAAUGCGAGCUGAUGGAAUAUUGUAUCCUGGUGAUGUAAUUAUUUCCGUAAAUGAUGUCAUUGUUGAAGAUCAGGUGCAAUUUUAUGAUUUAAUAAAGCGUUUAUUUCCAAUGGUAAAAAUAGAAGUGGAACGAAAACUAUGGAAAACACCAUUAACCGAUGUACGAGCUCGACAAAUUGGACUUGUUGCUAAAAGGCAUCAUCAAUACUUCAUUGCUUAUUUGCAUCGUAUCGAUGGAAUGAAACUUGGCUUAUCAGUCAGGCAAAUACAAAAUCAGGUUGUGGUGACGAAGUGCAAAGAUCGUAGCAUUGUGAGUAAAUGUUAUCAGGAAGGUGAUCAUAUUCUCGAUGUUGAUGGUGUUCGGGUGUAUUCGAAGGCAGAUGCAAAAGAACGGAUAAUUGCCGGUUUACGAAGAGCAUCUUGCGUUUCCACUGUUGUUGAAAGGAAAGAACCUGAAGAUCCAACUUCCAUGAGUAACCGAGUGUUACUAUUGGUCGGUGAUCGAAAUCCGAAAAUGGCAUCAGAUGCGGUAAAAAUAGGACAACGUGAAGCGGCAAGAAUACGUGCAUAUGCUGGAAAACAGUUCCCAUUAAAAAGUAUCCUACGUACGUCAUCCUACAAAUCACCUACUUCAUUGCAAUUUGAUAUGAAACCGAUGAUAAUGCGAGUGGGAAGUGAUACAAAAGAACCGAAUCGUUUGAUGCAUGUGAAAAGAAAAGAAUCAAAUCGAAAAUUUCUAAAUAUUUUAUUUGGAAAACGAAGCAAUGGUGGAAGUAAACGAAGAGAAUCCUAA